AUGGAGCAGGGGAAGGAGGACGGGUCGCUCCUCCACCGCAAGGUGACGCUGGGGGACGUGCUGCGUCUGCCCGUCUGGGAAGACUUCCCCGCCGCCGAGCCCAGUGCGCGGUCUGCCGCCGGUCCGCCCAAAGCUGGCCACCGGCUGGUCCUACGUUUUGGCGCCCCCCUCGUCGCCCUCUGCUGCGUUAGGGUGAUGGGAGUGGUGCUUCGACUACGGCACGAGGUGGGUCAGCGGAGCGUGGUGCUCUACAUCGACGAUGCGACGGGCGUGGUGCGGGUGGAGUACCCCGCGAUCAACCUGGCCUACCUCGCCAAGCAGCCGGAGGUGGGCGACCUCCUCGACUUCCUGGGCGAGAUCUGCUCCGACGUCACCACCGGCGAACGAUACAUCAACGCCUACGGGUCAGUCCUCACCACAUCCAUCCACCCCUGCCUUGCUGUGGUGGUGGUGUGGGUUGCUGACGUGGCGAUGAUCAUGUGCAGGAUGGACCACAAGAAGGACGGGAACUGGGAGGCGCUGCGGUAUCUGGAGAUGGUGGAUCUCUACCGACACCACUACUACCGCGAGGCCUUCAAGGACGACGAGGAAGCUGACGGCGACCGCAACGCCGAGUAUGCCGCGAUGAGCGCGUCCGCCUCCGCGGCAUCGUCGGGCGGCUCCAAUCGUGGCGGACCUGCACGGCAUCGUCGCCACGAGGAGUCCUCAAAGGCUGCGCCAUUCACGCACGUGCAGGGCCAGCGGGCCACGUACUCGUCGUCGCCUUCGCAGCCUCAAGUCAUCAGCACCGAGCCACCCGUCGACGGGGCGGCAAUCGAGGCCAUGCUGAGACAGCAGGGCAGCGCCACACUCGCCGACAUCGCCCGCCGCUUCCCCCGCUGCCAGAACCUCGUGGACGUACUCGAGAACAUGAUGUUUGAUGGGCUGCUCUACGAGAAGGAGGGCCGCUACCACCCCCUCUGA
Molecule: messenger RNA, 963 nt
Organism: Acanthamoeba castellanii str. Neff
Lineage: Eukaryota; Discosea; Longamoebia; Acanthamoebidae
Exons: 4
Coding region: 1-963 (320 amino acids)
Source: RefSeq, a predicted model, not a curated record